Peronospora matthiolae is the source of this 1581-nucleotide messenger RNA. The record is from the annotation of a GenBank genome assembly. Lineage: Eukaryota; Oomycota; Peronosporomycetes; Peronosporales; Peronosporaceae.
AUGUUCACAAGCAGCAAAUUUGCCGCUGUGUGCCUCACUGUCACGGCGCUCUUCAACGACGUAAACGCUGAGGCGGAGGUCGCUCAGACGUUUGGACUGCUUGGUUCUGGAUACAGAGCUCCUAGUCAUGCGGGACCAUACGGAGCUCCUAGUAAUGCAGGACCUUACGGAGCUUCUAGUGGUGGGGUCUAUGGUGGAGUUGUCGCCAGUGUAAGACCGACCGGGCGUAGUGCUGGUCAUGAUGGACUUGGAGUUGAGAACCUCGGACGGGGUACAGGCGUUGGUAACGCAUACGGCGGCACAAGUUCUGGUGGGGCAUUCGGUCUUGGCGGACCUGCCGGCGGCCGCGUGACCAACAACGUGUACGGUGGAGUCGGCGGAGCAGUCCGACCUGGUGUCGGAGCCACAAACGGUUCUGGAAGGCCUGUGAGUGGCGCCCCCAGUGGAACCGUUGGUGCCGGUGCCAUUGUAAACACCGGUCCUUACGGUGGUGUUGGUGAAAUCACCCGUCCAGAGGCAGGAAAGCCAGCGAACGGAGGUACGAGCGGAAAUGUUGCUGGUGCCACUGAUGACAAGAAGAACACCAUUGUGUAUGGCGGGGUCAGUGGCGCCACUGAUACAGGCGCAGUUGUCACGGAGGGUGCUGAAAAGCCCGUGAGUGACGGCAAGGACGUACCUGCUGUGGUAGCUGGUGACAAGAACGCGGUUCCUGUUGUUGCAGCUGGUGGAGCUGCCGUUCCAGAGGCAGGAAAUCCAGCGAACGGAGGUGCGAGCGGAAACGUUGCUGGUGCCACUGAUGACAAGAAGAACACCAACGUGUAUGGCGGGGUCAAUGGAGCCACUGAUACAAGCGCAGCUGUCACGAAGGGUGCUGAAAAGCCCGUGAGUGACGGCAAGGACGUACCUGCUGUGGUUGCUGGUGACAAGAACGCGGUUCCUGUUGUUGCAGCUGGUGGAGCUGCCGUUCCAGAGGCAGGAAAGCCAGCGAACGGAGGUGCGAGCGGAAACGUUGCUGGUGCCACUGAUGACAAGAAGAACACCAACGUGUAUGGCGGGGUCAAUGGAGCCACUGAUACAAGCGCAGCUGUCACGAAGGGUGCUGAAAAGCCCGUGAGUGACGGCAAGGACGUACCUGCUGUGGUAGCUGGUGACAAGAACGCGGUUCCUGUUGUUGCAGCUGGUGGAGCUGCCGUUCCAGAGGCAGGAAAGCCAGCGAACGGAGGUACGAGCGGAAACGUUGCUGGUGCCACUGAUGACAAGAAGAACACCAACGUGCAUGGCGGGGUCAAUGGAGCCACUGAUACAGGUGCAGUUGUUACGAUAGGCGCCGGAAUGUCCACCACGGACGGGAAAGAUCGCGGUAUCGUGGCUGGCGCUGAUGGGAAGCCAUGCACUGAUGGAGCCGGGGGCGCAAUCGGGUCUGCAGUCAAACCUUCUCCGAUGGUGAAUGGGAACACAAUCUCAGCCAAGCCGCUCAAGAGUGGUGCGAAAGUGGUUUUAAAACCCACGACCGCCAGCCCGUACAAUGGUCGCGUCGGAGGCGUGACGCAACGGGCGUACCGCAAGCUUCGAUCGUUGUAA